AAGAAGAAGCCGGAGAAGGAGCCCGGGAGCAGCAGCGGCGGCGGCGGCGGCGGCGGCACCGACACCGACAACCCGGGGGAUGGGAUGAAGAUGAGACGUCACCGUGUGGUUCUGGUUCUGUGUAUGGCAGGACUUUGUCUCAUCUCCUUCAUGCAUUUCCUCAAAGCCCUGUCCUAUAUCACAUUUUCCCGUGAACUCUCUGCCUUCAGCCCUUCCCUCCGGUCCAUCUUUGUUGACUCGCAGUUCUUUUGGAAGCCGAACGUAGUGGAGGAUGUAAAUACUGGCCUCGGGCUACAGAUCACUCCAAAGGCGCAGAACGAAGGCCAUCCGCAAUUACACCGAGCACUGUUUGAACUGAAAGAUGAUGGGACAAAGUACUUCAUGCAGACCAAGGCUGGAGCAAUUUGUUUCAAGCAGGGAACCAAGAUGGCGGCAGCGACUGUGGAGGGGGCGCUGGACUGGGGCCACAAUGUGAUCGAUAAGCAGCUGGUGCAGAAGGUGGUGAGCCGGGGGUGGGGUGGAAGGCCGAGGCGAAGGUGGGUUGGGUGCCCUUGCCUCCCAGGGUGGCAUGGGCCAUACUGUGGGGUGCCCACCAUGGUCCAGUAUUCCAACCUGCCAACAAAAGAACGCCUGAGCCCGCGGGCAGUGCCCCGCAGGGUCAUCAACGCCGUCAACAUCAACCAUGAGUUUGACCUGUUGGACGUCCGGUUUCACGAGCUGGGCGACGUGAUCGAUGUUUUCAUCAUCUGCGAGUCCAACUUCACUGCCUUUGGGGAGCCCAAGCCCCUGAAAUUUGUCGAGAUGUUCCUGAACGGGACCUACGGUUAUGUGGGCCACAAGAUCCUGUACGUUUUCCUGGACCAUUUUCCCAGCGGGGGGAGACAGGAUGGUUGGAUCGCCGACGAUUACCUGCGGACUUUCCUGACCCAGAAUGGGAUGAGCCGUAUCAUUGAUCUCCGGGAUGACGACAUCUUCCUCAUCAACGAUGCUGAUGAGAUUCCAGCUCACGACGGCGUGCUCUUCCUCAAACUCUUCGAUGGUUGGACUGAACCCUUCGCCUUCCAUCUGCGCAAGUCACUCUACGGCUUUUUCUGGAAGCAGCCCGGGAGCCUGGAAGUGGUGUCGGGCUGCACUGUGGCCAUGCUCUUCAUGGUGUACAACGGAGAUGGGAUCAAGCUGCGGAGAAGGGAGUACUACUUAAUGCCAAACUUCCGGCAGUAUGAGAACAGCACAGGGCACAUCCUGGUGCCCUGGGCGGUGGGAAGCCCACUUCACUUUGCAGGCUGGCAUUGUUCCUGGUGCUUUAAGCCGGAGGGCAUUCGCUAUAAGCUCAUGUCCGCACAGAACGGGGACUUCCCCCGCUGGGGAAAUUACCAAGAGAAAAGGGAAUUAAGCUACAUUCGAGAGCUAAUCCAGACAGGGGGCUGGUUUGAUGGCACUGAGCAAGAUUACCCCCCUGCGGACCCCAAAGAACACAUGUACGCUCCCAAAUACCUGCUGCAAAACUUUGACAAGUAUCGGUACAUAUUGGAGAAUCCAUAUAGGAAAGAAAGCUGGGGCCAGGGACCUGUGAAAGCUGCUGAGGUUUCCAAUCAGACUGGGAGGAUUACAUAAUGGCCAUUGGCAGUGAGCCCCAUGCCAGAGGGCCCGAGCGACUGUGCAGCAUCUACUGUCUGGGAUUGUGCCACUACCGGGACUUGUCGCGUGCUCUGUUUCCGAUCGAGUCUGCAUCGGCACCAGCACCGGCUUCUUCACCGCAUUCACCACCUUGAUUAUUUUUUUCUUUUCCCAGAAUUUUCAGUGUGGGGCAAAGCUGGUUUCUAUUCAGAUUCCAAUUAAGAUUUCUUUCGAGUACUAAACUCAUCUCUCUUCUCUUCCCUGCCUCCUAAGGAGUUGUGUGAAUGAAGUGCAGUGCACUGUGAUAGGGUAGCAGGACCCCACUGGUUGAGUGGAGGCCAGUGCUCUGUGACUGAGUGAGCCUGUAGGUUCUGGUGGACUAAGUCAAUCUUUGGGUCAAAUUUGGCUCUUGUGAAACGUAACAAAAAAAAAAAAAUCAAUGUAUGUUGUAAAUACAGUUGCUACUGGGUCCAGAACAGGGAGUGAAACACUAGCUGGUGAGUCAGGGAAGUGGUGGCUUUUUUUCACUUAAACCUGCUUUCUGGUGAAAGGGGUAAUAACACUUGCUGAUUAAACACUUAAUGAUAAUUAAACCUGUGAAACUAUGCUCCUGAUACAAAGGAAGGACAGAAAAAUGCAAAUUGUUUGUCACUCAAGUGCUCUUAGUGCCUGCUUCCUGGAUGGGGACAUCCUGGAGAUCUGUAGAGGACUAAGGGACUGUACAAGCUCCUGGCAUAUUGAACUCUUUUUUUUUUUGGCCUCAAGCUAUACUGGGCCAGGCCUGGAGAGGUGCACCUUGUUGCUAGGAAUGUGCCAGGAGCAUCAUCGUAAUACUUGUCAAAUGGAAAGGGGGCAGCGCUUGUUCUGAAUCUCUCUCUGUGCCACAUUUCCGAUUGGUGCUUUUGCUGUCGUCCAGUGCUGUGCUGACAGCCAGUCUCAAAUCCUGGGGUCAAAGUCAAGCCUCCACAUUUGGUCAGCGCGCACCCCCCACACCCCAACCAGGGUUGGGCUCGGACACCAGCCAUGACCUGCCAAGUGGCCAUUUCACUGGGCAGCGCAGAGGAUAACCUGCGAAGGGGGGAGAACAUGGUGUGCCGAAUGCAAUUAAUAACCCAGUAACCUAGCAGCAGGCACUGAGUGCAGGAGAGGGUACAAAAGCACUGGAACCAGGAUGGGAGCCAAGUCCCAAGGAGGAAUCUGAACAAAUCUAGAAAUCUCCCUUUGGUAAAUUACUUAAAAAUUUAAAAUCCUGUGAAGCCCUGCAUAAGUAGCAGCUGCAGUAAAAUGUCGAAUACAAAAGCUGGGUUCGCAAAUCUUCACUUUCUAAGAACACUGGUUCUCUGAAAUUUACCUGUUUGGGAUAUCUGAAGUGUUGCGAGCCAAGGCUGAUAUUUUCACUUGGCUGUGUUGGGAGAUUGGCUUUUUGUGUCUGAUUUCUCUUCUGUGUAAUGUCUUCAAGAUUUGAAGUUUCUGUGAAACUUUUUUUUUAUAAUUAUUGUUUCGGAAUUAACCACUGGCGCUCAGUUCAGUGAAGUGAUGCAGAUAGUUUCCUGGGUUGUCCAACACUCCUGUAACAACAGGCCUGCAUUGAAGGGACCAAACACUAACCACACACAUGACCCCCACCCCCCCACCACCACCACCACCUAACCCCAGGCUCAGGCUGUACUGACUAUCACCUGGUUGGUGUUCACACUCUGAAUACACUGGAUUUCCAGCCUAUGAUUGGCUGAAGUCAGAUCACUGAAGAGGCAAAUGGUAGAGACUGAGUUUGGCCAAGUUACCAGCACUAGACACAGUGCACCCCUGGUGGUCACCCUAAUCCUCGCCCACAGUCAGGGUACAAGGAACACAUCCCAAAUCUGUCAGCUUGCAGUGUCUAGCUGCAGUCUGUGAGGAAGCUCAAGGACGGUGGUGGGGUGAGGCACUGAUUUCAAUCAGGAACUAUCCGUCUGAUCGCUCUUGAAGCUUUACUGACUUGUGCCAUUCUAAGUUAAUUGAAUCUGUCAGAUAAUGGCAGAUCAUCUGUGGGUGGCCUCACCUUCUGCAGCCUUGGUUUCAGAAGCAGCACCUUGAAAUAAAGACCCAUCCCAUGUUGUACCAAAUAGGAAAGCUAGCCUGGACAUCUCGUCCUGACUGGAGAGAUGCCCAGGGUCUGUCCCAGGACCAAUCAUUGUUGCAGUCAAAUGAACUGUCUGGGUCAGCAGCUCGAAGAUUGGAGAGAAUUCUGCAGGGCAGCUCCGAUAGACGGGCCUGUUCCAUACUCGCUGUGUAGUUAACACCCUUGGGCUGCUCUGCAUCACACCACCACCAAAGGGGGAAUGGCCAGCUGCCCCCACACAGACAGACAGACACACACACACAGACAGACACACGUACCCUCGCCUGGGCAGUCUCAUUCAAGGAAGGCGGGCGAGAAAUCCAUCGCGAUCAUGGGUUCAGAUUCAGUGGGUGCAGAACCCAGGCUGUCACUGUUUCAGCCACAAUACAUGAUGGGGACUGAAUCCUAACUGUAUCUUUAAUAAAAAUAACAUUUGCUUUAAACAUUUACCAACAUGUUUAAUUAAAUUGUAUGUAGCGA
Messenger RNA from Carcharodon carcharias (great white shark), 4198 nucleotides. RefSeq names its product beta-1,4-mannosyl-glycoprotein 4-beta-N-acetylglucosaminyltransferase-like. Gene Ontology annotation, biological process: protein N-linked glycosylation; N-acetylglucosamine metabolic process. The transcript has 2 exons. Gene Ontology annotation, cellular component: membrane. Gene Ontology annotation, molecular function: beta-1,4-mannosylglycoprotein 4-beta-N-acetylglucosaminyltransferase activity. The record is from RefSeq and is a predicted model, not a curated record. Bases 85 to 1614 code for a protein of 509 amino acids. NCBI's taxonomy places the organism in Eukaryota, Metazoa, Chordata, Chondrichthyes, Lamniformes, Lamnidae.